AUGGCGCCCAUGAUCGACCCUGCGCUCUUCGAGCAGCUCAAGUCUAAGAUUGAGGAGGACGCCAGUGUACGCAAGGAGCUGGACCAGAUCAUCGACGAGCUCAACCAGCACGUCUCUUUUACCCAGGGCAUCUUGUCGAGGGUGCACUCUACGCCACGCUCGAAGUAUGCCCCUUGGCUCGCACAGGUUGAGGACGGCAUCAAGAAGGAGGUCGAAACAGUCGGCAAGCUGGCGUCCUUUGCGUCACAGUAUCCUUACUACAAGUACAACCAUAAGUGGACUCGCACCCUCCAAGACGCUAUCUCAACUGCUCUCCUUUGUGCCUGGCUCGGUGGCCUUUCUGAAUCUACCAAACCCGGCGACGUCGGCCGUCUCCUAACCCUCGAAGACGUCGGCGCUAUCUUCUCGGUCCCUGUUAAUCUCAAGGACCGCGACGCCUUCCACAUCACCAUCGAGGAGUACCUCCUGGGGCUGAUCUCCGUGGUGGACGACCUAGCGCGGCUGGCGGUCAACUCGGUCACACUGGGGGACAAUGCGUUGGCCGUGCAAAUCAGCAGUUUUAUCAAGGACCUGCAUGCGGGAUUCCAGGUGCUGAAUCUGAAGAAUGAUAUCCUGAGGAAGAGGGUCGACUCGAUCAAGUAUGCAGUGAAGAAGGUCGAGGAUGUGGUGUAUGAUUUGUCGUUGCGGAAUUUGCUUCCGCAGGGGGAAGGGCAGUAG
Molecule: messenger RNA, 717 nt
Organism: Thermochaetoides thermophila DSM 1495
Lineage: Eukaryota; Fungi; Ascomycota; Sordariomycetes; Sordariales; Chaetomiaceae
Product: putative sequence-specific DNA binding protein
Exons: 3
Coding region: 1-717 (238 amino acids)
Biological process (GO): RNA metabolic process
Cellular component (GO): cytoplasm; nucleus
Molecular function (GO): RNA binding; single-stranded DNA binding; sequence-specific DNA binding
Source: RefSeq, a predicted model, not a curated record